This is a messenger RNA of Fusarium coffeatum, 429 nucleotides long. RefSeq lists its product as uncharacterized. The record is from RefSeq and is a predicted model, not a curated record. NCBI's taxonomy places the organism in Eukaryota, Fungi, Ascomycota, Sordariomycetes, Hypocreales, Nectriaceae. Bases 1 to 429 code for a protein of 142 amino acids. Gene Ontology annotation, biological process: actin filament debranching; negative regulation of Arp2/3 complex-mediated actin nucleation. Gene Ontology annotation, cellular component: actin cortical patch. The transcript is spliced from 4 exons. Gene Ontology annotation, molecular function: Arp2/3 complex binding; actin binding.
AUGGCAUCCGAAUCGCGGCUUUAUACCUUCUCUGGAGAGUCCAAGGACCAUCUCCGCAAGUUUCGUCUUACUACUUCCCGAGCCAAGGGACCUCAAGCUGUUAUUUACAUGAUCGAUAAGAACACCUACGAGAUCCGACAAGACGAAGACAAGACUGUUUAUACAUCUCUCGACGAGAUUAGCGAUGAUCUCCCCGACCAUGCCCCUCGAUUCAUCCUCCUGAGCUACCCCCUCACCAUGGGCGACGGACGACUAUCUGUACCAUACGUGCUCAUCUUCUACCUCCCCGUCACAUGCAAUGCCGAGAUCAGAAUGCUUUACGCCGGUGCGAAAGAGUUGAUGCGUAACACCGCCGAGGUCGGACGAAUUAUCGAUAUCGAGACAGCAGAGGAAUUGGAGGAGAUCCCUGACAAGCUCAAGGCGGAGUAA